CCAACUCCCCUUCCUCACCAACGAAUCCCCAAUCCCCUACAUAACAACCGAGCUCUCGAUUCCAAUCUCACACCUCCGAGGGAGCCAUGUCGGGCCGCGGCAAGGGAGGCAAGGGGCUGGGCAAGGGCGGCGCUAAGCGCCACCGCAAGGUCCUCCGCGACAACAUCCAGGGCAUCACCAAGCCGGCGAUCAGGAGGCUGGCGCGCAGGGGCGGCGUGAAGCGCAUCUCCGGGCUGAUCUACGAGGAGACCCGCGGCGUGCUCAAGAUCUUCCUCGAGAACGUCAUCCGUGACGCCGUCACCUACACGGAGCACGCCCGCCGCAAGACCGUCACCGCCAUGGACGUCGUCUACGCGCUCAAGCGCCAGGGCCGCACCCUCUACGGCUUCGGCGGCUGAGCCCUGCCUCUGCGUUCCGGCGGCGCUCCUGCUUUUGGGCCCAUGCUGGUUGAUGGUGCUAGGGUGUGUUAGGCGUUCGUUCUAUCUGAUGUCUGGAGGAGUCUCCGUGUCUUUUUUGUGCAAAGUCUUCUGUUCUGUGA
Molecule: messenger RNA, 538 nt
Organism: Panicum hallii
Lineage: Eukaryota; Viridiplantae; Streptophyta; Magnoliopsida; Poales; Poaceae
Product: histone H4
Exons: 1
Coding region: 87-398 (103 amino acids)
Biological process (GO): nucleosome assembly
Cellular component (GO): nucleosome
Molecular function (GO): protein heterodimerization activity; DNA binding; structural constituent of chromatin
Source: RefSeq, a predicted model, not a curated record